AAGUAUUUCCCUUAGCAUUAAAUUUAAGCCAUACUACUACUAGUUAGAGUAAAGUGUUCUGUGACUUAGUACUACUGUUUUGUUUUGCAAUAAUGGAUAGUUCUUACUCAGAUAGUGAUAUUUCGCUUUCACCAUCGCAAGUAUUAGAAAGGCUUGAAUUGCUUAGACAGCUACAAAUAUUUCAACGGGGUAAACUACAAAAGUACAGUUCAAACCAAACUACACCUGAAAACUCUUCCAAUGUUACAGAGCUGGUAAGCCACUUCGAAAAUAGUACCAGUUACCAAUCUUUUCGAAGUUUACUGCAGUCACCUUGCGGCACUAGUCAAAACGGAUCUACAUCUAACACAAUCGAAAAACUAAAUAAACAGUCACCGAAACAUAUUAUGGAGGGAGUUGAAUUGCUAAAUUUGUCUCUGAAGUCUGAAUCUUUAAAUCAUUCACCUCGAUCUCACCACAGUUUUGACACCCAACAAUACAAAAUAAGAGAAGAAAGUAAAAUUAUCAACAGAAAUAAUUUUAAAACUCAUAAAAAACAUAUAUUAGUGGAAGAAAUGCCUAUAUUAUCACCCAAAAAAAGUUUUGAAGAGCUGAUGGUUGAGAAGCUUAAUAAUGAAAACACAUUACCAGUUCAAAAAACUGAAAAGAAGUCCAAUCAUAACAAAAAACCAUUUUUAAAGAGAGGUGAGGGAAUGUCUAGGUUUGGUAUCAGUAAAAAUGUACUUGUUAUUCAGAAUACUAAAUCAUUACCUUGGAGAAAAAGGUCUAUUACACCAAAUACUGCAAAACGACAUUCAUUACAACAGUUGGAAAGAGAUAAAAAUGAAAUUAAAAAUAUAGGUGAACAAGUGACAAAAUUAGCUUGUGAUAAAAUAAAAAAUUUAAAUCUUAUUGAAACAGAAAGUAUUGAUGCAACAUCAAAAGAUCUGUUUGUGGAUACAAGUAAAAUUAAACAAACCAUACCGAGUAAAAAAGAAAUUAGUAAUGAUAGGUCACCUAAAUACAAUAAACUUACUACAAAUGAUAGUAAAAAUAAAAGUAUAUUGAAGUCUCCACCUAUUAAAGUAAGUGGAAAAACUUGGGCAUCAGUCCUGACCAAAGAACAAGACGACUUCCUUAGGCAACUCAAACAAAGUGAUUACUAUAAAAACUUUGCCUCUCCAACUAAAAGUAUAGAGUCAGAGUAUAGUGUUUGUGGGGAAAUUUCUAAAUCAACAGAUGAAAGAGAAAUUAUUGAACAAAAAAUUUUUGAGUUAAUUGAAAAUAAAGUUGGACAUGAAAGCUUUAACAUGGAAAACUCUUUUAUUAGUAAUUUUUUAAGAAAAAGAAACUUGGAGGGUUCGGGCGAGAGCACACCAUUAGUGAUGCAAAGAUGUUUGUCUAACAAUCCAGCAUUAAUGCACAUUUCACCUAACCUGAAUCAGGAACAUACUAAUUCCCACAGAGAUAUAGAAUAUUCUCGUGCUAGUGACUAUUCUGACUGCAAUGAGUCAUGCUGUGCUACAGAAAGUUCUUGUUCCUGUAGUACAAUUACACAAAAAAGUGUUAGUAAAGAAAGUAGUAUUCUCAAAGAUAAGCAAAGAGGUAAAAGUAUGAAUACCAAAAAUAAAGAAAAUAUUGCAUGUCAAAAAGAGAGUGUUGUAAAGCCUGACAGUGUGAAAGAUUCUGACAAUGACACAGUAAAUGAAAACAUGGUUGAAAUGAAUGCAAAAUUAAUUGCUACAAGUGAAUUGUUAAAAGAAAGACUUCAUGAGCUAGAAGAUGAAAUUGAAACUUUUAGAAAAGAAAAUGCAAACUUAAAUAAAAUGAGAGAGGAAGUUGACAUAGAACGACAGAAAUUUUAUGAAGAAAAAGCUGCAUUUGAGCAAAAAUAUAAUGAGGACAAGGUUUUGUCAGAGUACUAUUUAGCUGAAGAAAAAGAAAAAUUAGCAAAACAAAGACAGUUAUAUGAGAGAUAUGUAAGAGAUAUGAGAGGAAAACUAAGUAAAAGAGAAAAAGAUGAAGUUAGCAAUUUGAAGAAAGAAAUAAUUGAUAUGAAGGAAGAAAUUAAAAUUAAAGAUGCUAAGUCUACAUCUACAAUUGCUAGACUACGCAAUCAAAUAAAGCUAAUUGAAAAAGAUAAAAAGGCCUUGGAAGGUGAAGUGGAAAAAUUAAAAAAAGAAAACAGAAGAAUUCAACACAGCAAUGACAUGACUAGAAGGUUGACAAAUUUAAAAUAUUUAGAGCAAAUAAAUAAAAAGCUCUCAGAUAUGACUUUAAGAGAUACACAAUCAAAUUUAGAGUUGGAUUCUAAUAUAAAAUAUAAAGCAUUUGAAAUUGAAAAACAGAGUCUAGUAAGUAGAAAUAAAGCACUAAAACCUAGAACUAGAGCAAAGAGUGUGCCAAACCUUAAUGUUACAUCAAAAUAUGCUAAAUAUUUCAGUCAAAAAGAUAGUAUGAGCGACAAAGAUAAAUAUCCACUAUCUACUUCAUAUGUAACAACAGCCGCUGAUCCUUGUGAUAAUAAUAAUUCUGUUGUAGAAAACAAUGAUGGCAGUAGCUCAAAGUAUAACUCAGAUGACGAAAAUUACUUGGAAAGAAUAUACAAUGAACGAUUUAAGUCUAAUUCACCUCCAAGCAAUAAGUCAAGUGAAACAAAUUUAAGUUACAGCUCAGACAAAAAUAAUUUUUGUGAUAAGAAGGACACAAAUGAUUUCUUUAUAGAGAAAUCACAUUCGGUGUCCACAAGUAGAGGAAGUCUUACUCCAUCCGACAGACUAUCAAAUAUAUCUAAAUCUAAAAAUCAGAGAAAAACUGUGACAAAUAUUGAAAAUGGUGAUGACAAUAAUGUACAAAAUAGUUAUGGUGUCAAUAGAAACAAGUCACCUGUUUCUAUUCUUAGUAAUAGAUCUUCUGGUAGUCAAAAACCAAUUACAGUAAUUAAUAAUGAAGAUACAAGAUUGAUUCCUAGCCCUGAACCGACAAUAAGCAAAACAAGCUUAAAUCCAACCGAAUAUAUAAAAGCAGAUGGAACUAGAGAGUUGAGGUUUCCCAAUGGCAACGUUAAAACAAUUUCAAGUGAUGGUCAAUACAGUAAAUUUAUGUACUACAAUGGCGAUAUAAAGGAAAAUUUUUUUAAGGAUGGCAGAGUUAAAUACUUUUAUGCUGAGUCUAAAACAUAUCACACUACACAUCCAGAUGGUUUGGAGGUCCUGGAAUUUCCAGAUGGUCAGAUUGAAAAACGUUACAAGGAUGGAUCUUCAGAGAUCAGAUUGCCCAAUGGCAGUAUAAGAUACUUUGAUCCAAAGAAUGAACAUGUGCGUGAAGAGUGGAGAUUUCCAGAUGGAACUGCACUUACAAUUUCUGCUAACGGUGAACAGCGAAUAGUAUUUCCAAACGGACAGAUUGAAUUUCACACAAAAGACCAUAAACGUCGCCAAUUUCCGGACGGCACAGUGAAACUGGUGUACAAUGAUGGCACUUCAGAAACGAGGUAUGCAUCUGGCCGUGUCAGAAUCAAAGAUAAACAUGGCAAUUUGAUAAUGGACUCAGCUACGGGAUGACGCGGAAGUUGUUAUUUAAAUUACAGGCUUGUUUUAUAUCCCUAUAGCAAAUAUGUAUUUCCACUAAACCAUUCUGAUCUAUGGAUUUAAAAAGUAAAAAAAAAAAUAUUUAUAAGACUCAAAAGUAUUAAUUAAAAUUGACUAUAAGAUUGAUUGACUAAAUUAAGAUUGACUACUAUUAUUGACCUAAAACUACAAAUAAACUUAAUUUUCAUACAGUUUUCACAACACCUAUUGCUUACACAUCUACAUUAUUAAUAAUGGUGUGAGACAAUUUAUAUUAAUACAAGUUAAUGACACCGGUCUCAUAGAUAAGUGUGCAGAUUCCAUUUACCAGUCUCGACAUUAAUUCGUCCACUGAUGUUAAUAACCCUUGUUGUCAGUGAUACCAUCCUUAUCUAAAUGUGGACUUAGCUCUACCUUCCCCAACACUUCCUCUCUAUAAAUUUGUGUCCUAAACCAACUUUCUCACAACCUCUCUAUAUUGUUAAACCACAUAAAUAUCCCUUCUGUAUAGGCUAAGUAAUUAUGUAUAAUUUAAAUUUUCUUCCCAUACAUGUAAAUAAUUAUAUUCUGUAUUUAUAUAAAUUUAAAUUUAAAAAACUUCGAAAACUUUUAAAUUAAUUAAAUUUGUAAAUUAACCUCUCUUUUUCUCUAGGACUGAAAUUGUAAAUCUGUGAUACAAAUUGUUCACUGUUAUUGCUCUGCACUUUUAAACAAUUAUAAAUUGGAUAGAUAUUAAUAAUGAUAGUUAAUUUAAUAAAAUAAUAUA
Leptidea sinapis is the source of this 4314-nucleotide messenger RNA. It is a transcript of the gene Sas-4, whose product is annotated as centromere protein J. Gene Ontology annotation, cellular component: centriole; nucleus; centrosome. The record is from RefSeq and is a predicted model, not a curated record. Bases 93 to 3542 code for a protein of 1149 amino acids. Gene Ontology annotation, molecular function: tubulin binding. The transcript is spliced from 3 exons. Lineage: Eukaryota; Metazoa; Arthropoda; Insecta; Lepidoptera; Pieridae. Gene Ontology annotation, biological process: centriole elongation; cilium assembly.